Messenger RNA from Cryptococcus amylolentus CBS 6039, 6548 nucleotides. RefSeq lists its product as hypothetical. The coding region runs from base 79 to 5247 and encodes 1722 amino acids. Gene Ontology annotation, molecular function: protein kinase activity; ATP binding. Gene Ontology annotation, biological process: protein phosphorylation. Lineage: Eukaryota; Fungi; Basidiomycota; Tremellomycetes; Tremellales; Cryptococcaceae. The record is from RefSeq and is a predicted model, not a curated record. The transcript has 7 exons.
CACCAUCAUUUGUCGACCACGCCCCUCUCCAUCUCCCCCAUCUUCCCGUUGAUACCCCUCGUCUCCCGCCCAACACCCAUGUCGUAUGGGUCAUCCGGCGCUGGGCCAUCCACCCCCUCCGCAUCUCUCACUCGACGCCCACAAGGUGCUCGUCGUCGCGGCCUCCCCAGCCUCGUCAUUGCCAACCCAGACAACUCAGAUGAGGACGGCGAUUCCCCUCCAAAAACGAAUACCCAGCGGUCACCGUCUGGAGCAGGGGCUUCCCCCGUCAGCGUAGCCUCGAGCUCGGGCAGGGGAAAUGUCCCCAUCCCCCAGCCACCAUCCCCGUCGCUAAGCGCCAAAGACCGGGGCAAUCUUCCCUACCCUUCAAUACCAGCUCCUCAAUCAUCACCACUACCUACGAUAUCGGCAUUUCCCAGCCCCCAGCCGCUGAUUCCUACCUUAUUGCCCUCGCAAUCGGCGUACGGGCCUCCAGAUCUGUCUCCAGCCCCCCCGCAGCCUCCACCACAACCGCAGCGACAUCUACAACGUGCUUUUACGACACCUAUACCUGAGCCCGUACCCCGACCGCAUGCUGAACAUUCAGCUAGCGCCGGCGUCUACCCUCCGAGCUCACCAUCUCGCGCCCUGCCCCCACUGCCUUCUCCUAGAGCUGCCAGUCGCCAAACCACACUCCCAUCUCCACAGAGCCAUCACCCACCAUAUUUUCAAGGACGGGUGUCGAGCCCUGACGACCUGAUUAGCCCUGCGACUGGGAGUGAGGGUGGAGGAAGUAUUAUGAGUGUGAAUAUGGCUCAUAGGAAUCGGUCGGGGUCGGUGCAGGGGCAGCAGGUGCGUCUGCAAGUGACCACGGACAAUGAGGCGUUUCAUCUGGUGGAUAUCACGGGCAUGAACACGGCAGAAGGGAUACGCGAAAAAGUCUUCUCAAAGCUACGGAUACGUGACGAUGACUACCCUACGCUGUCCAUGUACAGGACAGAGAUUGGCGAGGCAGCAGACGAGACGCCUAUUCUGCCGGCUGCCCUUCUCAAUCUCUGCAGUACCCUUGGUGAUUCGAGAGCCAGCCUCAAGUUCCUCGUCAAGCAGACCGAUGUUCCUCCGUCCACAGCUGCCUCCGUCAUUCCACCUGUCGCCCCCCAGAAUGAUUACUCCUACAGCCGGCGAUCAGGCAUGACUCCUAUCACUACAGAUCUUCCCAAUCCCCUCCUCGACCGUGUCACGAGCCGGCAUUCGAAGGAGGGCAGUGCUAGCAGCGGAGAGCUACUAGACAGAGGUGGGCUGAGCGCGAGCGAGUGGAGUGAUUUGGGGGCAGAUGCGGACGAGUGGGGGAUUUCGAGAAGUGCGAGAAAGCCGAGUGUCUCAAACGCUGGAGUGCGGCUCUCAAACUCCACAAUGGGCUCAAAGUCGCCCAUCACCGAACAUUCCAACUCUGUGGGCACAAGCUCUCCAGCUAUACCGACACCUCCUGUAGCGCUCCACGGCAUCCCACUACAAACACGAGAACCAUCUAUACUGUCUUCAUCCCCAUCCAGCCGACCAUCUAGCAAUCACUAUGAUACGACAUCCCCUAUUGACCACUCCAAGUCUACUCCGAUCCUGGUCCACUCUGGCCCUUCCAACGAAAACAUCUAUUCUGGCAACGCUUCGGCUGGUCCUAGCAACCGCUCGAGAAUGGACCAGCAGGGUCUUGGUCUCAGCUUGGACGAUGACAUGGACCCCGAGACGAGAGCUCUGAUUGAGCAGCUGCAGAGAGAAGAGCUGGAUGCCCAACGGGAAGAGGAUGAGCGGAAGAGAAAAGACGAAGAGCUGGCCAUCAGGGAGCAGCAGAGCGAGAGAGAACUAUGGGAGAUGAUGCAGCAGAUGCAGAGGGAGAAGAGGCAAAGGGAGCAAGCUCAGAUUGCCGAUGACGAAGCUCGAGCUAGACGAUUUGAAGCAGAGCAAAGACGAGAAGAAGAGGAGAGACAAGCCCAGGAAGCUGUACGGGCGGCCUGGGAGGCCGAACAAAGAGAACACCAAGAGAACCGAUUCCACACAUUUGAACAGGACCGGCGGCAACGGAAAAAGUUCUUUAUGGACCAAGCAAGGAAUGGGAUGUCCAUCGAGGACACGACACGUGAUGCGACAUGGACCGGCGCUGGUGCUUCCACUGACCCCAUUUUGGGCGCAAGACGGCCAUCAGAUGGUAGGGCACCGCCGAUUUCUACGCCCACGCCGCGCCCCUCCCAGACUCCAAUGCCUGCGCGCCAGAACAGUCAACCUGUCUAUUCCAUACCUCCUUCUCCUUAUCCCACUGAAGGCCUUUACCCUCCGCCUCGACGGCCUUCGGCAUUCACAUCCUCGCCUUAUCCUGAACCGCCCUACGAUCGGUUGAGUGACCCCCGAUUACAACAAUCCACCGGGCGGACCCCCGCUCCCGGGCAAAGGCCGCAGACUGCAACUCUUCCGCGCCCGGAAUCUCAGCGAUCUCGUCACCCCUUCAGCUACGUGCCUCAUGAACAGAGCAACGAUCAUUUACAGACCCCUGCGUUACAAGCCGCUCGUUCAAUGGACAAUCUGCGGAUCAUGUCGGGUCCGCAGGGUUUAGCAUCUUCCCGCCAGAAUGCCGGAUACAGUGGACCUCCCUCCCGAACAUCCAUUACGCCUGUCUCUGCAGUGUAUGGGGAAAGGAGAAAUCUCCAGCCAGCUGCCGCGGAGCCUGCGUAUCGAAGCCCCACGUCGGAGCGCGCUGGCGACUCUCGAUAUCCAGGUACCGUACCAAUCAGGUCUGGCUCGACGUUUCCUCUGUCGAACAUUGACACGGGCUUGGUACCAUUCCCGUCGCCGCAUCCUAGCAGCACAAGUCCAAAUACUGCUUCUUGGCAAGGGUCAUCACAUCCUUUCAGCAGCUCCGCUCCUCGAUCUUCUCGUGGGUCCACAUUUGAUACCAGCAGUAGGCCCAACACAGUUCAUUAUGAUCGGUCGCCUCCUCCUCCAACGUCACCCGAGACGACUAUCCCUCCUCGUCGUCCAUCUACGCUAUAUGAUGAGGUUUAUCCUGCCGAUGGCACGCAGACAGCUGGUAUGGAUGGAAAAUACCACCAGCGCCAUGCUACGUCUUCUUUCCCUCUCGACCAUCGAUCCAGAAGCGGCAGUUUCUCGGCCUACAGAACGUCCUCGCCGAGCCCCACGGGAGGAUACCGUCGCCCGAGCCAGACUGCAUACGACAGCGACGAAUCCCAGCUUCCUUAUGCUCACGACCCGAGAUCCGAGUCUUCGUGGCUUUCAGCUACCAAGAAUGGUAAGGGGAGGAGUGAUACCGAUGCGUCGUCUGUGGCAGGUACUGUCAGCAGCGAGUCGACGGUGAGACCGUCUGAAGAUAAUGACUCUAGCGACACGGCCAAGGCAGGACAAUGGGAUAAGCAUCUGCGAGAUAUGAUGGCGAGGAACGUGGGAGACGGGGAUCAAACCUUUAUGCCAAGAAAAGAUGACGAGGAUGAGGCUACACUGUUCAUCUCCGCCCCUCCCACUCAAACUUCCACUCCUGCCCCAACUCUAAGCAGGUCUGGUGCUGUCAGGCCAUCCCUGUCAAAACCCAACCUCAUCGUCGAUACUGCCUCUCUUGAGGGGGCAACUGAUCAGCGAAUUUCUCGCGACCGAAACACUGGCACACCCUCUGACAGUGCCACCGAAUCUGAAGGGACGGGUGACUUUGAGGGCUCGAGAAUCAAGCGCGGCAAAUCGUUUGCCCGUCCUAAGGAUCCCAACCAAUGGAGCUUCCGUCCCGAGCCAGAGCAGCUGUAUGAGAACCUGGACACUGUCUUUCCUCAGAUCGACCUGGAUCGUCCUCUUGUGCAGGGCUCCGAGUCGCAACCGUCAACACCUGGUGCUGAAUCUCCUAGCCGUGUGGAGAUGGUGGGUGGAAUGCUCUUACCAGUCGGCGCUGCUCCAGGGAGACAAGGCGGCCCUCAAGCCGGGACCGGGUCACGACAGUGGCAAGGCCAGCAAGGUCCGCCCAGUUCUAGCAGUGCUCACCCCUCUCCUGGUGGGUUCAACCAAAACAAAUUCAACAAGGCAGACAAGCGCCGCUCUCUCCGUUACAUUGCUCGAGACAAACAUCUCGAUCUUCAACGCCGUAUCUCUCGACAUGGCCCCCCUCCAGCUUACGACUUUGGCGAGGCUGAAGUCCCCGAGAUACCUACUCGAGAGUACGCCGGAGUGGAAAAGACGGAAGAGCAGCUCAAGAAGGAUAAUAGGCGUAGCUCGAGCAUGUGGGAUCACAAACUCGUUGAAGUCACCCGGUUCGCGCAGGUCAAGGGCGACACCAUCCUCGAAUCUCCUGCGGACAGCCAGCCGGGAGUCGUGAGAUGGGUCAAGGGUGAACUUAUCGGCAAGGGUUCUUAUGGUCGUGUCUACAUUGCCUUGAAUGCCACGACGGGCGACAUGAUGGCUGUCAAGCAGGUCGAGCUGCCAGCGACAGAGAUUGAUCGACAUGACCAGAGGCAGCAAGGGAUGGUCAAGGCGUUGAGAGACGAGAUUGAGCUGUUGAAGGGUCUCGAGCAUACAAACAUUGUUGCAUACUUGGGGUACGAGACCUCUCCAGAAUACUUGUCUAUUUUCCUGGAAUAUGUUCCUGGUGGGACGAUCGCCUCCAUCUACCGUUCGCUCAACCAGGCUCGAUUUGAGCCUCAGCUGGUCAGGUCUUUUACUGAGCAGAUCUUGGAAGGUCUGGCAUAUCUUCACUCGAAGAACAUCUGGCAUAGAGAUCUGAAGGGAGACAACAUUCUGGUUGACGGUCAAGGUAUUUGCAAGAUUUCAGACUUUGGUAUCUCGAAGCAAACUUCCGACGCCUAUGACUCUUUCGGGCAAGCGACCAACAUGAAAGGAUCUGUCUUCUGGAUGGCCCCCGAAGUGGUGCAUGCCUACUCUGAGCGGUCAUAUUCUGGCAAAGUGGAUAUCUGGAGUCUGGGAUGUGUUGUGCUGGAGAUGUGGACUGGAAAGAGACCUUGGGGCGAGAUGGAGCAGAUUGCAGCGAUGUUUGAACUGUUCAACAAACGCCGCCCGCCUCUUCCGGCGGACUGUAUCAUCUCCCCCGUGGCGCUCGACUUUCUCUAUGAAAAGUGUCUUCAGACGGACCCCCGUGACCGGCCCAUGGCGCGCGAUUUGCUCGAACACGAGUUCAUCAAGGAUCGAGAUCCCAACUGGACGUUUGAGGAUAGCAAGAUAGGAAAAGCCGUGGCGAAGCGGGGGGCGAAGCGGAUGAAAGCGUGAGCGAGCUGCGGCCAGGGAGCUGGAAGGGAAUAGGGGUGGUGUUUUAUAAAGGGAGUGUAUUUUAUCAUUGACGGAUCUAACGACAUCAUUUUUGCGAAUUGACGAGCUUCUUCACCUUUUCCGAGGGUAUCUUUUCUAGACCUGGUGUUAUUUGCCUCUUUCCAGGUAGUCGUCGAUUCACAAAUCGACAGUGUAAUGAUAUGUCUUUGUUGUCUAUCAAAUUUUGCAGUCACUGCUUGCAAGGCCGACGGGCAUGCACACGCGCGUCGCGUACAUAUGAGGGUCCAGACCUGUCCAGACCGAACAUCCCUCUCGGCCCCAUCGGCUGUCGACUUUCAGGUAAUUGUCAAAGAGAAAGAGGGCCAAGGGGCCGGCAAGGGGGAUAUGCUUUCCUGGAAUCGGACCAUCCUACAUACCUCUUAGGUAAAAGGUAAUGAGGCCGAAGAAAAAUCUUUCAAAGCCCGCUCUUCCGAAGACGAUCGAUGAUUGACAGUCGGUGAUUGACAUUUGACAAGGGUCUUUAUCUGCCAGUCGCCGAAGCCUGGCCCAGGCUGCUGUCAAGAAGUAUCCGCAAUAAAUACCGUAAAAUAGCCAAGAGCUCAGAGCUGUCCCUUAUCUGCGUGGGUCGGCAUCAGCGCGUGAUUCCUCAUCUGCGUACAUGUGCAGACAGUCCAUGAGCAACAGACGGGAGCUAAUAGAUGACGACUAAUGGAGUGCGAGAAUGGAGGCCAGACCUCCCGCAGGCCGGGCAGGGAAGACGUAUGUUCGCGUAAAGAUUGCGGAAGUAGGAAAGGGGACAGAAGGUCCAGAAGGCCGAAGGCAGGGAAGGGCUCGGUGCUACGGGCUUGCAGAAACGAUAGAGAGCUGGAAGCUGACUGCUGAAGAAGAUGUAGGAGAGAAAUCCAGAUUACGUAUAUGCCAACGAUCUCGGAGCCAGAGAUCAAAAAGAAGCCAGAGAAGAAGGCCGCGACUUCUUCUGAAGUCACUUGCACGACGUAUGUACACUGUAGAGUACAUAGGUAUACUCGUACUCUGCGUGUCCCAAAAGGCAAGAGGCUCGAUGAAUUGCAGCUACGCGUAAGCACAGGAGGGAGAUAGAUCUUUUACAGAGUAUUUUGAGACUCCUGCGGGAAUUCGUCAGCGGGGUUACGGCGGGAGACCUUUGCUGCCUGCAGUACUCAGACUACGCUGUGAGACACCAGAUAAUCAGUUAAGAGAGUACAGAUAUAGAACUAUGUACUACAGGACUGUACAUAGCUACAUACCCAGGAUGAUAAACAAGUAAGUAAUUGGGCUCCCUU